AUGUCUUUUCUUUGGAAUUGGUUAGCUGGAUCAUUUCAAGAUUUAUUAACAUACUGGUUUUCUAGUAAACCAUCAACAGUUUUAUUAAUUGGUUUAGAUCAUGCCGGAAAAACAACAUUAACCGGUCGGUUAACAAAUAACCGUCUCAUACAAGCUCCGCCCACAUCCCAACCCAUUCAUCAUCAAGUACAAGUGGGUAAAGUCACCAUUGGUCUCACUGAUCUAGGUGGACAUAUACAAGCACGACGUCUGUGGAAAGACUAUUACUUUAGUUCAAGUUCAAUCAUAUUCGUCGUUGAUGCGAGCGAUCGUAAACGAUUCAACGAAGUCCGAUAUGAGUUGUUGAAUCUGUUAGAUGAUGAUGAUAUGAGUCAAGUGCCCAUGUUGAUACUGGGAAAUAAAAUUGAUUGUCCCGAUGCAUCUAGUUACACCGAACUUGUGCAAUUACUCGGAAUUGAACGGUAUUUGUGCGACGAGCCAAACCGAAAAGUGAAAUUGUGCAUGUGUAGCAUUGCUAACGACGAAGGCUAUGGCGAUGGAAUUCGCUGGCUCGUUCGACAGCAACAGUAA
This is a messenger RNA of Didymodactylos carnosus, 570 nucleotides long. The record is from the annotation of a GenBank genome assembly. Lineage: Eukaryota; Metazoa; Rotifera; Eurotatoria; Philodinida; Philodinidae.